Molecule: messenger RNA, 1272 nt
Organism: Mesitornis unicolor (brown roatelo)
Lineage: Eukaryota; Metazoa; Chordata; Aves; Mesitornithiformes; Mesitornithidae
Product: pantetheinase-like
Exons: 5
Molecular function (GO): hydrolase activity, acting on carbon-nitrogen (but not peptide) bonds, in linear amides
Source: RefSeq, a predicted model, not a curated record
AUUUGCUCCAGCUCCAGUGCAGGAACGACUCAGCUGCAUGGCCAGGAAUAACUCCAUCUACGUGGUUGCAAACAUUGGGGACAAGAAGCCAUGUAACUCCAGUGAUCCCAACUGCCCCAGUGAUGGUCGUUAUCAGUACAACACUGAUGUCAUCUUUGACCCGGAGGGGAAACUGGUGGCUCGAUACCACAAGUAUAAUCUCUUUAUGUCAGAAACUCAGUUUGAUUACCCAAAAGAGCCAGAAGCUGUCACCUUUGAGACCCCAUUUGGGAAGUUUGGCAUUUUCACUUGCUUCGACAUCCUUUUCCAUGACCCUGCCGUGGUCCUGGUGAGGGACUUGCAGGUAGACACCGUGCUCUUCCCGACUGCUUGGAUGAACGUCCUGCCAUUCCUGACUGCGAUUGAGUUUCAUUCUGCCUGGGCUAUGGGCAUGGGUGUCAACUUCCUAGCUGCCAAUAUGCAUGACACGAGCAUGUCUAUGACAGGGAGCGGCAUUUAUGCACCAGAUGGAGCCAGAACAUAUUACUACAACAUGAAAACUGAGGAUGGUCGCCUCCUUCUUGCUGAACUAGAUUCACACCCUCGCUUUUCUCCUGCCUCCCCACCUGCUGUCAAGUGGAGCUCAUAUUCUUUGAGUGUCAAAGGAUUCUCACUGAAUUACUGUGAUUUCAGUGGACUCAUCUUCCAUGACCAGUUCACUCUCACUGAGCUCACUAAGCCUGAGGGGAAUGUCACUGUCUGCCAGAAGGAUCUCUGCUGUCACUUGAGCUACAAGAUGGCAGGGAAACGAGAAAACGAAAUUUAUGUGCUGGGUGCUUUUGAUGGGCUUCAUGUUGCUGAAGGACAAUACUAUCUGCAGACAUGCACGCUGCUCAAGUGCAAGAGCACAGAUCGGAACAUGUGUGGGCAGCCAGUGGAGACGGCUCAGACCAAGUUUGAGAUGUUCUCCCUCAGUGGCACAUUUGGCACCAACUAUGUCUUUCCAGAAGUCUUGUACAGCGGGGUGCAGCUGGCCCCCGGGGAGUUUGAGGUAUUGAAUGAUGGACGCUUGAUAAGUAAGACAAGACCAACAAAACCAGUCGUCACUGUGACACUUUUUGGACGGUGGUAUGAAAGGGAUCAUCUGAAACAAGACCCACAGCCACCAGCCUUCCCAUAUUACCAUAACUGAAGCUAUGCACUAUUAAUCUUAUGUCCAAAUGAGAUAUAACAUCCUCUACUACAAUUGCAAUUAUGUUUCUUCUUUCCAGUUGCCCAAAUUUCUUAUCAAUG